AUGGCCUCUGGCUCGGCCAGCAGCCCCCGCCCGGCCCCGGAUGAGAAUGAGUUCCCCUUUGGGUGCCCCCCCACCGCCUGCCAGGACCCCCCAGAGCCCGGGCCUGUCGGCUGCGACGUCUGUCUCUCUGAGAACGCGAGGAAUGGUGAGGAUCGGAUCUGUCCCAAAUGCAAAGGGGAAGACACCCCGUCUGAAAGUCCAGGAAGCCUUCUGUCUCAGGAGAAGGAUCGCCCCGAGGUGGCUGAGGCUGGAGUUGGGUGCCCCUUUGCAGGUGUUGGCUGCUCCUUCAAGGGAAGCCCAAAGUUCAUGGAGGAGCAUGAGGUCACCUCCCAGGCUGCCCACCUGAACCUGCUGUUGGGGUUCAUGAAGCAGUGGAAGGCCCAGCUGGGCUCUGGCCUGGGGUACGGGCCCAUAGCCCUGGAACGGAACCUGUCGGACCUGCAGCUGCAGGGGGCCGUGGAGGUGGCCGGGGACCUGGAGGUGGACUGCUACCGGGCCCCCUGCUCCGAGAGCCAGGAGGAGCUGGCCCUGCAGCACUUCACGAAGGAGAAGCUCCUCACGGAGCUGGAAGGGAAGCUGUGCGUGUUCGAGAACAUCGUGGCCGUCCUCAACAAGGAGGUGGAGGCCUCCCACCUGGCCCUGGCCGCCUCCAUCCACCAGAGCCAGCUGGAUCGCGAACACAUCCUGAGCCUGGAACAGAGGGUGCUGGAGUUGCAGCAGACCCUGGCCCAGAAGGACCAGGCCUUGGGCAAGCUGGAGCAGAGCCUGCGCCUGAUGGAGGAGGCCUCCUACGACGGCACCUUCCUGUGGAAGAUCACCAACGUCUCCCGGCGUUGUCAUGAGUCGGCCUGCGGCAGGACCGUCAGCCUCUUCUCCCCAGCUUUCUACACCGCCAAGUAUGGAUACAAGUUGUGCCUGCGGCUCUACCUGAACGGGGAUGGGACGGGGAAGAGGACCCACCUGUCCCUCUUCAUCGUGAUCAUGAGAGGGGAAUACGACGCUCUGCUGUCAUGGCCUUUCAGGAACAAGGUCACCUUCAUGCUGCUGGACCAGAACAACCGUGAGCACGCCAUCGACGCCUUCCGGCCCGACCUGAACUCAGCUUCCUUCCAGCGGCCCCAGAGUGAAACCAAUGUGGCCAGCGGCUGCCCACUCUUCUUCCCCCUCAACAAGCUGCAGUCGCCCAAGCACGCCUACGUGAAGGACGACACCAUGUUCCUCAAGUGCAUCGUGGAGACGAACACUUAG
Messenger RNA from Rangifer tarandus platyrhynchus (Svalbard reindeer), 1248 nucleotides. Lineage: Eukaryota; Metazoa; Chordata; Mammalia; Artiodactyla; Cervidae. The record is from the annotation of a GenBank genome assembly.